This is a messenger RNA of Rotaria sp. Silwood1, 2511 nucleotides long. Lineage: Eukaryota; Metazoa; Rotifera; Eurotatoria; Philodinida; Philodinidae. The record is from the annotation of a GenBank genome assembly.
AUGUUACGAAAUUUUCCACCACUUGUUCUACCUGACAGUGUUCUUGCACUUGAAGGAGAAAAGUUUUUCGACCUAGUUAAUCAAACAUGUGGAGAAGUUGUCAAAGAAUUGAUGGAAGUACUUUCGAUCAAUACUGUGUAUAAAUUACUUUUGGUUGAAAACGAUAUUCUUUCUAUAUUUGAAAAGAAAUAUAAAGAAUUAGAAAACAUAACACAGAAAGCUUGUCUUCAUCUUAAUGAUGGCACUAUUAUGCUUAAACCGGGGCUACGCUUGGACUUUGAUCGUUUUAUGCAAGCACUUCAUGCCGUAAACAAUCAGAGUCAGGAACAAGCUGCUAGUUUGAGUGAUGUUUUCUUUUCUUCAUUUCAAAAACUAAUAGAAUCUUUUCAAUUAAAUGAAAAUGAUGAUUCAAAAAAUACUUAUUCUUUUCUCAUAAAUUUUAUUGAAAAUAUUUUCAAGAAUCUUACGAGAAACAAAAAUAACUAUCGAUAUAGUGAAGCAGUGCAACAUUUUGCCCAGUCAUUAUAUAUCUUAGGCGGACGAAAUGUUUAUGAAUUCGUUCGAAUAAAUCUGCCCGGUGCUAUCCCCGCUAUACCUACUCUGGAAGAUAGUCUUGGGAAGGCUGGUGCACAGAUUGAAGAAGGCGUAUUUCGAUACGAUAUGCUUAGUGAUCAUCAAAAGUCAGUUGGCUAUCCAAUAGCUAUUUGUUCCGAAGAUUGUACUAGAGUUAUUAAAAAAGUCACGUAUAAUGCUGCUACAAAUACAUUCACUGGGUUCUCGAUUCCACUAGUAAAUGGUAUUCCUGUUACUCAAUCUUUUCAAACGAAUUCAUUUGAUGAAUUAAAAGCUUGGUUUGAAAAUAAAGAUAGAACGGAAUACCUUAAUAUCCAUAUGAUUCAGCCGCUUGUAGCGUAUAACCCAUAUUCGUCACCAUUCCUUUUGGCGGCAUAUGGCAUUAAUAAUAAUUUUAAAGCUACUGAUGUUCUUAAUCGAUGGAUUUGGACAUUUGAGAAAUCUCAACAGUCGAAUGUUAGAAUUAUUGGAUUUGCAACUGAUUGUGAUCCUAGAUAUCUACUUGCGAUGCGUCUUGCUACAGGUUUCUUUGCAAAAUUUGUCAAUAUUCCGAUAUGCAAUAGAAACGAUGUACUAGAAAUCGAUUUGCCGAAAAAUUGGUCGUCUUGGUUUUUCAUGCAAACUCGACAGCUUUUUCUUUGUUUUCAGGAUCCAACGCACUUGUGUACUAAACUUCGAAAUCGAAUGCUCUCAAAAAAAGCAAAAAUGCUAAUUGGAAAUGAACAAGUUUCUAUUGAAGUGUUGAUUGAAUUACUUGAAACUAAAUCAAAGUUUGUACAUGGUCUUGUUAAGACAGAUGUAGAACCGAAAGAUCGACAAAAUUUCACUUCGUGCCUGAAACUUUCAAGUGACGAUGUACUCAGUGCUCUAGAAGAUAUCAAUAAUUCUCGAGCUACUCGAGUUUAUUUACAGCUUUUACGUUCUGUCGUGAUCGCAUAUAUAGAGCAUGAUACAUCAAUCGUUGAUCGUAUUUAUCAUGGUUGGUUUGCAGUAUUUCUCUGUCGUAUCUGGCAGAUUUGGUUGCAAUUGAUCGAUGAGAAAUACAUUGUAGGAUAUAGUGUUGAUAAUAAAAAAGACCUAUUCAUAACCAGUCCAGCUCAUUUCUCAAUCGAACUCAAUGCACAUAGUUUACUUGCAGCUUUUCUUCUUGUGUCUCAACAAAAAUUACCUGAUUCGGCUCUAUCAAUAUCAAAUUACAGUUCACAACCAUGCGAAGCUACUUUCAGACUCACCAGAUCUAUUUCAGGUGUUUUCUCGUCAGUAGUUAAUUUUACAACUGACCAGUUUCUUAAAAGAGCUGGCAAGCUUUCUGUUCUAACAGAUAUAGAGAACAAAAGUGAAUCUGGACUAUUGGAAUGUCCACUACAAUUUCCGAAGCAUCAUAAAAGAGGAAGAAAAGCCAGUGCCAAAAAAAACUCAGCUCCUAGUAAGGCUGUAAAUCUUCCAUCAUAUGAUACUAUUGAGAAUACUAUUCAUAAAGCUUUCAAUGAUGCAUAUGACACUCUUUCUGAACUUGAAAUGAAUAUUGCUUUACAGGGAAAGAAAAAGGCGACGAUAUCUCAAGUGAGCUCGUUUGCACGAAGUCAAUUCGAAAAGAAAUCUAAAAUAGUUUCGUAUGAUGAAUAUGAAACUUAUUCAUCUGAUGAUGAGCCCAAUGAUGAUCCUGAUAUUGACGCCAACUUAUUAUUGAAAGACGAGGAGAAUUCAUCUGAAGAUGAAGAUAAUUUAUCUUCUAUUUCAGCAAGUGGCAGAAGUCAGUUUCAUGGAAUGCGAGUCACAGAUACGGUUUCACCUUCAUUAUCAAGCUCUUACUUUUGUGUUGAAAUUGAUGGAAAAAAGAAAUAUAUGCAUAAGCAGACAGCCUGCUGGCUUCUGACAGAUGAUAAAGCUGUUUUAUCAUCAGACCGAUUAAAACGUGUUCAACAAUCGAAUCGAUAA